AUGCCCGAGCCGGUGAUCGAAAAGUCAGGUGUGGCGCAAGCCGAGUGCUUUGACAAUAUACCAAGCCUCAAGACUGAGAUCCCCCAUGUUGACGUUCGUGUCCGCCACAAGAAGUCCAGGGAGGAAAAACGUCUGGUCCGCAAGCAAGACAUGCUCAUUCUACCACUACUGUCGGGCAGUUUGUUCUUUGGCUACCUGGACCGAGGACAAAUCGGAAACGCCCGCGUAAUGGGUAUGCAAGUCGACCUUCGUUUGACCAGCCAGCAGUUCUACAACUGUGUCAUGAUGUUCUGUACGGCUCCCCUGCUGAUCCCAAAAGUCCUCGGCUACAUGGUGCUGGAACUACCUGCGGGUCUCCUGCUCCGAAUAUGUCCCCCACGCUUCGUCCUCGGUGUGAACGCGGUGUUGUUUGGCAUCUUUGCGUGCGCCAUGGCAUCAGCAAAAUCGUAUGCAUCAGUCAUGGUUCUCCGUGUCUUGAUUGGCUUUGCGGAGGCUUUUGUCAAUAACGCAUAUCUGUACAUCAGUCUCUGGUAUAGGCCGAACGAACUGUCAACUCGAACGGCGGCCAUCUACGGAAUGAGUCCAGUUGCUGGAGCUAUUAGUGGCAUCAUCUCCUGGGGCUUAGAGAAGCACGUGGAUAAAGUGCUGGGCUUCGACUCAUGGCAAUGGUUGUUCAUUAUUGAGGGCGCCAUCACAAUAUUCUGGGGCUUGAUCGUUAUUGCCCUUCUUCCCGGUCUCCCAGACACAGUCAUCCAGAAAGGCAACUUCUUUUUCCGACAUGAGGACGAACGUAAGAUGAUCUCUGCAAGAAUGGUCGCAAGUCAAAAUACUGAAGGAUCAAGAGCUCGAUAUCACCAGAUUCUUAUUGCACUCAAAGACCCGAAGAUGUAUCUAGGUUCAGCCAUCAUCGGCGCUCAAGGGAUUGGUAUCGGUGCCUUUUCAGUCUUCCUCCCCACAUUCAUCAAGGAGUUUGGAUUCUCGGCAUUGGACACUCAGCUAUAUUCGAUGAUUCCCUACGCUUUUGGGCUACUCACCCUGAUUACCGUCCCUUACACAUCCGACCGCCUCAACCGGAAGUUCCCCAUACUGCUUGGUUGUCUCUGCACAAGCAUCACAGGAUUCGUCAUCCUCCUCUCAACGACGAACAAAGUCGCCCUCGUUGCUGGCGCAUGCUUUGUUCUCGCAGGAGCAUACCCUGGCCUGGCGAUCAGUGUUGCCUGGUCUUUCACAUUCCACGGCGGCUACACCAAGCGCGUGACCACCACUUGGGCCUCUCAGAUCUUCAUCCAAUGCGAGAGCAUCAUCGCCACGCAGGUGUACGACCAUCCUCCGCGGUUCUUUAAGGGUCACGGCGUCGCACUGGGCUUUUACAUUCUGGCGGCCAUUUGUACUGUGAUCGUGUAUUUCAUGCUUUCACGUGCCAAUGCCGACCGAGACCGUCGUGCCGAAGAGCUGGUGCAGAGUGGUCAGAUUGACGACAGUGCUGACAAGACGUUUGAAGAUCUGUGUGACUUCCAUCCUCGAUGGCGAUAUGCUCUGUGA
Molecule: messenger RNA, 1542 nt
Organism: Exophiala viscosa
Lineage: Eukaryota; Fungi; Ascomycota; Eurotiomycetes; Chaetothyriales; Herpotrichiellaceae
Product: major facilitator superfamily domain-containing protein
Exons: 5
Coding region: 1-1542 (513 amino acids)
Biological process (GO): transmembrane transport
Cellular component (GO): membrane
Molecular function (GO): transmembrane transporter activity
Source: RefSeq, a predicted model, not a curated record